Molecule: messenger RNA, 1339 nt
Organism: Gossypium raimondii (Peruvian cotton)
Lineage: Eukaryota; Viridiplantae; Streptophyta; Magnoliopsida; Malvales; Malvaceae
Product: 14-3-3 protein 7
Exons: 8
Coding region: 199-954 (251 amino acids)
Biological process (GO): signal transduction
Cellular component (GO): cytoplasm
Source: RefSeq, a predicted model, not a curated record
UUUUUGGUUUUUUCGAAGUCCUCACCAGAGAACUCAAUCUGAACCGUCGAUUUAAUUCCCCCCAUCAAACCACAUCCAACGGUCAGAUUCAUCCCCAAAAGGCAGUUUUAUUUACCUUCCUUACCCUCAUCUUCUCUCCCAAAAUCCGCAAAACCUAAAAGAACGAAGAGAGACAAUAGAGAAAAAGUAGCGACGAACAUGGAAAGAGAGCAACAAGUUUACUUGGCAAGGCUUGCUGAGCAAGCUGAACGAUAUGACGAAAUGGUCGAGGCCAUGAAGAAUGUUGCCAAGUUGGAUGUUGAACUGACUGUGGAAGAGAGGAAUCUGUUAUCUGUGGGGUAUAAGAAUGUGAUUGGAGCAAGAAGGGCAUCAUGGCGGAUACUGUCUUCAAUUGAACAGAAGGAGGAAGCUAAGGGUAAUGAACAAAAUGUGAAGAGGAUAAAGGAGUAUCGGCAGAGGGUUGAAGAUGAGCUUUCAAAGAUCUGUGAUGAUAUACUAUCCGUCAUUGAUAAGCAUCUCAUUCCAUCUUCCUCGACAGGGGAAUCAACUGUUUUCUAUUACAAGAUGAAAGGAGAUUAUUUUCGUUAUUUGGCAGAAUUUAAAGCAGGAGAUGAUCGUAAAGAAGCUGCUGACCAGUCACUUAAGGCUUACGAGGCUGCCACCACCACUGCAAAUUCAGAUUUGCCUCCAACUCACCCAAUUAGACUUGGCCUGGCUUUAAACUUCUCUGUUUUCUACUAUGAGAUAUUAAAUUCUGCUGAGAGGGCUUGCCAUCUGGCUAAACAAGCUUUUGAUGAGGCUAUUGCUGAGCUUGAUAGCCUUAAUGAAGAAUCUUACAAGGAUAGCACCCUAAUUAUGCAGCUUCUCAGGGAUAAUCUCACCUUGUGGACCUCAGAUCUGCCGGAGGAAGGAGGUGAGCAAUCGAAAGUAGAUGAGCCUCAGGCAGAGAGUUAAUUCGAUGGAAGAGCAUUGUUCUAAAGACUGGUUUGUCGAGUUUUUGUGUUGUCUUUUAGCGAUGUGUGAUUCUUUGCUUUCACUUCAAUCACCCAGUUGUGCUUGAGCCUUUGCUUGGAAUUUGGGCCAUAGCAUGAAGGUCCAGUUUUUCUUUUUAAUGCUGCUUCCUAGAGUGUGGGAGUUGGUUUAUUUAUGCAUCCAGAACGAAGUCUUCAGGAAAUCCUUACUUAGAUCUCAAACCCAUGGUAUCUAAGGGAGAGGCAAGUUCCAAAUCCAAUAUUGUAGUUACUCUUUAGCCAAUUGUUGCUAAAACAAAACUUCUCUCAUCAAAUUGAUGCGGGCUGGGUGAAAUUUUAUAUAAAUAUUCCGACCCUUUUAUCAACAA